CCUACGAAGAUGGUGGAAGUUUCUUCUUCCUUGAAGUGAAGCCCCGACUGGAACCUAAACACCCCGCACACCGAGGGCUCGGACUUCACCGCAGCGUUACCAGUCUGGUUUCACAGCCUCCCUUCGGAUCCGGGUAGGCCUUCACCCCAGCCCUAUGUCAUGGCAAGUGGAGUCACCAAGUCGGGCACUACCAACGGUUACCCUAUGAAGGCACAGCUACAAAUCAUUGUGCUAUCAGCAAAACUAAAAGAGAACAAGAAAAACUGGUUCGGUCCCAGUCCCUAUGUGGAAGUGACAGUCGACGGCCAGUCCAAGAAAACAGAGAAAUGCAACAACACCCACAGCCCCAAGUGGAAGCAGCCACUCACUGUGAUUGUGACUCCAUUCAGCAAACUGGUGUUUCGUGUGUGGAGCCACCAGACGCUGAAGUCAGAUGUGUUGCUAGGCAUGGCCACGCUGGACGUCAGCGACACGCUCAAGUCUAACGACAUGAAAAUCUCUGAGGUGGUGCAGACCUUACAGCUGUGUGCAGACAGAGACCAGUCAGAUGUGGUGGGAGAUCUGUCUGUCUGCCUGGACGGCAUGACUGUCGACCCUGAGAUGUUCGCCAAGGCCGAGGCUGAUCAUCACAGUACAUCAAAUGGGGAAUCACAACCCAAUGGCGAUCAUACCAUAAGGCCGAGUAGAGACAGCUCCCCAGCUGUGGACGGUGUCGAUCACAAGUCUUCUCCCAGUGGCCGGAGGUCAGCAAACAGCAAGGGGUCUCCUUCAGUGUCAUCUGGGGGCUCGAGGCCUCUUCGACCACCCAGGCCCUCCAGACCUCCUCCUCCAACCCCACGCAGACCCACCUCUUCACCAGCAUCUUCCAGUAACGGCUCUGCACCAGCUGAUGGCAGCGAUGGUCAGUCUGGAUCUGAUACACCGGUGCGAGCACUAGCCACAGUACUGUCAUCAGCCCGAGAAUCAAGUCCGUCGGCGGGCUCAGACAGAAACUCCCCUCCGGCCGCCAGCUCUGGAGCUGCAGCAACCAGACAGCCAACCAGCAGCAUCACCCCUGCUGUCACUCCAAGGGUCCCUACUGUCAACACUGGACCGUUGCCCCCUGGAUGGGAGCAGAGGGUGGAUCAGAACGGCAGGUUGUAUUUUGUCGAUCACGUGGAAAAGAGAACAACGUGGGAACGCCCUGAACCUCUGCCCCCUGGUUGGGAGCGUCGCGUCGACCAGAUGGGGCGGGUCUACUUUGUCGAUCACAUCACACGAACCACCACGUGGCAGCGCCCCACAGUGGAGACGGUGCGUAACUACGAGCAGUGGCAGCACCAGCGGAGCCAGCUACAGGGCGCCAUGCAGCAGUUCAACCAGAGGUUCAUAUUUGGGCUACAAGACCAGGUCACAGCCACUCAGAAUAAGGAGUUCGAUCCUCUCGGGCCUCUGCCACAUGGAUGGGAGAAAAGAACAGACACAAAUGGCAGAGUUUAUUUUGUACAUCACCCUACGCGGUCAACACAGUGGGAGGACCCUCGAACACAGGGGUUGCUGAAUGAGAAGCCACUUCCAGAGGGCUGGGAGAUGAGGUUCACUGUAGAUGGUAUUCCCUACUUCGUAGACCACAACAGGAGAACGACCACCUACAUCGACCCUCGCACUGGAAAAUCCUCGCUUGAAAAUGGACCUCAGAUCACCUACGUUCGAGACUUCAAAGCCAAAGUACAGUACUUCAGAUUCUGGUGCCAGCAACUGUCAAUGCCUCAACACAUCAAGAUCACUGUAACCAGAAAAACUCUGUUUGAGGACUCCUUCCAGCAGAUAAUGAGCUUUAAUGCUCAAGAUCUGCGAAGGAGACUAUGGAUCAUCUUUCCUGGAGAAGAAGGCCUUGAUUACGGAGGUGUUGCCAGGGAGUGGUUCUUCCUGUUGUCCCAUGAAGUGUUGAACCCUAUGUACUGCCUGUUUGAAUAUGCCGGGAAAGAUAACUACUGUCUCCAGAUCAACCCCGCCUCCUACAUCAACCCUGACCACCUCAAGUAUUUCAAGUUCAUAGGACGCUUCAUUGCCAUGGCUCUUUUCCACGGCAAGUUCAUCGACACUGGUUUCUCACUGCCAUUUUACAAGCGCAUCCUGAACAAGCCAUUGGCCCUCAAAGACCUUGAGUCUAUAGACCCGGAGUUCUACAACUCCCUCAUGUGGAUCAAGGAUAACGACAUCGAGGAGUGUGGGCUGGAGAUGUUCUUCUCUGUUGACAAAGAGAUCCUGGGUGAAAUCUCCACCCAUGAACUGAAACCAGGAGGAGGAGACAUCCAAGUCACUGAGGAGAACAAGGAGGAGUACAUCAGGCUGGUAGCAGAGUGGAGGCUGUCGAGAGGAGUGGAAGAGCAGACCCAGGCUUUCUUUGAAGGCUUUAAUGAGGUCCUCCCUCAGCAAUACCUGCAGUACUUUGAUGCUAAAGAGCUUGAGGUGAUGCUGUGUGGUAUGCAGGAGAUCGACCUUGCAGACUGGCAAAGAAACACCAUCUACAGACACUACGCUAGAAGCAGCAAACAGAUCGUCUGGUUCUGGCAGUUUAUUAAGGAAAUGGACAAUGAGAAGAGGAUGAGGCUGCUGCAGUUUGUCACCGGUACCUGUCGCCUGCCUGUAGGAGGCUUUGCCGACCUUAUGGGAAGCAAUGGUCCCCAGAAGUUUUGUAUCGAGAAGGUGGGAAAAGAAAACUGGCUUCCCAGAAGUCACACAUGCUUUAACAGACUGGACCUGCCACCCUACAAGAGCUACGAGCAACUGAAGGAGAAGCUGAUGUUUGCCAUCGAGGAGACAGAGGGCUUCGGACAGGAAUGAGAAAAACCAGGAGAAUUGUGAAUAGUGGGCACGGGAGUCUG
Epinephelus lanceolatus (giant grouper) is the source of this 2867-nucleotide messenger RNA. RefSeq names its product itchy E3 ubiquitin protein ligase b (gene itchb). NCBI's taxonomy places the organism in Eukaryota, Metazoa, Chordata, Actinopteri, Perciformes, Serranidae. Gene Ontology annotation, biological process: protein K48-linked ubiquitination; protein K29-linked ubiquitination; proteasome-mediated ubiquitin-dependent protein catabolic process. Gene Ontology annotation, molecular function: protein binding; ubiquitin protein ligase activity. The record is from RefSeq and is a predicted model, not a curated record. Gene Ontology annotation, cellular component: cytoplasm.